Messenger RNA from Magnusiomyces paraingens, 1074 nucleotides. RefSeq lists its product as uncharacterized. The coding region runs from base 1 to 1074 and encodes 357 amino acids. Gene Ontology annotation, cellular component: nucleus; cyclin/CDK positive transcription elongation factor complex. NCBI's taxonomy places the organism in Eukaryota, Fungi, Ascomycota, Dipodascomycetes, Dipodascales, Dipodascaceae. Gene Ontology annotation, biological process: positive regulation of DNA-templated transcription, elongation; regulation of transcription by RNA polymerase II. Gene Ontology annotation, molecular function: cyclin-dependent protein serine/threonine kinase activator activity. The transcript has 4 exons. The record is from RefSeq and is a predicted model, not a curated record.
AUGUCACAGCCACCAACAGCUCCUAAGGUCUCAACAGAAACCCCCUCGCCGGCCUCUGUCGAAGCACCCAAACCUGCUUCGCAAUCUCAGCAUCAAACUGCAGCACCAUCUCUACUCAAAAUUUCUCAGGCCCUCCUCACACCGUCCCAAAUUCAGAAACUGCUGGAUCAUAGUGGGAUUGCUCCUGCCACAUUCCAGGAAAGCAAGAUCCAUGUAUUUGAGCUCAUUAUGCGUGCAUCCAUCAACUUCAAAUUUCCGGCACGAACAAUAUGUACAACCAUGAUGAUUUUCCAACAAUACUACCUACUUAACAACACUAAUACAUACUCGCUCCUAGACAUUGUGAGCGCAUGUUUGCUAGUAGCCUCGAAGAUUGAAGACACACCAAAACGCAGCAAGGAGCUGUUUAUGUUUCUAACACAUCUCAAGGGCAUUUCGCUUACACCAGAACAACAAAAGGAUAAGAAGACGCUUAUUAUCAACAUUGAAAGAGAAAUUUUUGAAACAAUUGGAUUUGAUUUCCGCAGAACUUCAGUGCAAUACUAUCUCAUCAAGAUUUCAAAAGACGUUGACAAAGUCCAUAAAGAGGUUGCACGCGUGGCAUGGAUCAUUUCAGUAGACGCACUUUUGUCUAAUGUCUAUCUUAUGAUUCCCAGUCACACGAUUGCAUUUGCAUGUAUCAUUUUAGCGUGCAAGAUUCUCAACGACACUAGCACAUUCCCCAUUGAUUCCGUUGUCUAUUGCUCGACCAGGUAUAAGGUUAAUUUUGCGAUCCGCGAGCUAUGUGAAUUGUAUUUGGGGUUGGAUUGCAAGCUUCUAGAGCUACCGUAUCACCCAGAGUAUAGUUACUUUGUAAAACGCAUUAGUACGGCCAAAAACACGGUAAUGAAAGAAAUGGCGACGUAUCGAAAUAGGAAAACACAUGCUGUGUUCGAGUCCAAUCGAAGCGUUCAGUUACGCUCAAAUAAAUUUUCACACAUUGGAGCCGUACGGUAUGUUUUGGAGUGGGAGCGUGAUGAAGUAUCUGGGGAGCUUUUGUCACAUAUGGAAAGAGAAUCAAAAGUGGGGGUAUAG